Messenger RNA from Nematolebias whitei (Rio pearlfish), 1941 nucleotides. RefSeq names its product phosphoglycerate mutase 1. Gene Ontology annotation, molecular function: intramolecular phosphotransferase activity. The record is from RefSeq and is a predicted model, not a curated record. Gene Ontology annotation, biological process: glycolytic process. NCBI's taxonomy places the organism in Eukaryota, Metazoa, Chordata, Actinopteri, Cyprinodontiformes, Rivulidae. Bases 117 to 881 code for a protein of 254 amino acids. The transcript is spliced from 4 exons.
UUCCUUCCACAGCUAGUUCCCGGUCCAGCAGCCCCAGCAUCCACUGUUAAAGAUCAGUUUAUUGAAGUGAUUUUCAUUAAUUUUAAUAUAUUUACAGAAACAGGUUAACGACAAAGAUGGCCGUCUACAAAAUCGUGCUGAUUCGCCACGGAGAGAGCAACUGGAACCAGGAGAAUCGCUUCUGCGGCUGGUUCGAUGCAGACCUGAGCGAAACCGGAGAGAAGGAGGCGAAGAGAGGAGGACAGGCCCUGAAAGAUGCUGGGUUCGAGUUUGAUAUUUGCUACACCUCUGUGCUGAAGCGGGCCAUCAGGACACUGUGGCUCGUCUUGGACAGCAUCGACCAGAUGUGGGUGCCGGUGCAUCGGACCUGGCGGCUCAACGAGCGCCACUAUGGAGGCUUGACGGGGCUGAACAAGGCCGAGACGGCUGCCAAACAUGGAGAGGCUCAAGUCAAGAUCUGGAGGCGCUCGUUUGACAUCCCCCCUCCUUCUAUGGGCCCAGAACAUGACUACUAUAGUAUCAUCAGCAAGGAUCGCCGCUACGCAGACCUGACUGAGGAGCAGCUGCCGUCCUGCGAGAGUCUUAAGGACACCAUUGCACGUGCGCUACCUUUCUGGAACGAGGAGAUCGCCCCUCAGAUCAAACAGGGAAAGAGGGUGCUCAUCGCUGCCCAUGGAAACAGUUUGAGGGGAAUUGUCAAGCACCUGGAGGGAAUGUCAGAUGAAGCAAUCAUGGAACUGAACCUGCCAACAGGCAUUCCGAUCCUCUACGAGCUCGACAAGAACCUGAAGCCAGUGAAGCCGAUGCAGUUCCUGGGAGAUGAGGAGACUGUACGCAAAGCCAUGGAGGCUGUUGCUGCUCAGGGAAAAGCCAAGAAGUAAAAGCACAGGCAAAAUCCAAAUGGCCUACUCUGUGUGCAAUGUUAUAACUUGUCCCUAACAGCAGGCCUCAGAUUAGUGUAUUUUCCAAACCAUAACUUAUAUUGUAGUAUAUUCAAUAUGCUCUAAAGCAGACAUCCUCUCCUUGCUGUGUAUGGGAAUGGUAGAUUGAUGGGCUGUGAUAUAUCGGAGCCAUUGAAGCUAUAACUCAAGAGUUUGUGUAUAAUUUAGGGAAAAUGGUAUAUUAUAACAAAUGAGAAGCUCUGGACUGAAAUGAAUAGUACUGCUGAUAAAUGUCAGUCUUUAGCUGUGGUGUCAUAAAAUUAAUUUAUUAAAUGUUAAAUGAAAAGACUAAAUGCUUUCCUGUGGCCCUUAUAUCAUCAUCAUCAUUUUGAAACCUUCAAGCUACAGUUUGAGUUUUGUGCUAAGGUUGGGAAUGCACUUCACAUCAAGAGAGAAGAUGCCUCUUGUAGUAAAUGUGUGCUUCAAGGCAGACAAUGUUUUGUGCACUGAAGGUGAUGGGGUUGUGCCAUAAACCACUUUUUUUAUGGAUCAUGGUUGUGUUCUGUGAUAGUGUGUUAUAAACUAAAUUUAAAAAGAAAAUGUACUCAUUGGCGUUUAUGAGGAUGUUGCUAGCAAAGUUUUCAAGGCAUGCAGUCUCUUGAGCGGGGGGUUUAGGUUGAACGGUUAAAUAGUUCUCGUCUGUUUGUCUUCUCUAUGUUCAGUCUUUCUGAAUGUUGUCAUGGUGUUGUCUGAUAUUUAGUAUGUCAUUUUAAACAUACUAUACUAUUGCUUUGCUCAGUUUUGCACCAUAUACAUAAGCAAGCAUUUUAUUCAAAUUAAAAAGUUUCAGUGUUUACAAAAUCAGAAAAGUUCUCAAAAAAGAACCUUUGUUGUGUUUGUUUUUACUAUAUUUGGCCCAUCGAUGUCUAUUGUUUUUCCUGCUAAAAAUCCCAUCAUGUCUUACAGUGUUGGUGCUUCUCUUUAUAGUUUGCAUUUGUUUUGUCUGCAUUGGGCAAAUGUACCAUGAAAGCUCUGAUCUAAUAAAUGUAAAAUUAUGGGA